AUGGCGUAUGAAAUCAACCAUGCAAAUUGUACCGCCGCUUCCCGCUGCUCAGGAGCACUCAACUGUAUUGACUUGAGUACUCUUCUCCAAUCUCCAUUAAUUCUCCUCAGCCUUUCAUCUCAAAUUCAUUCAGCUUUAUAUUUCCGUUACCGAGUUUUUCGACAGAAACUUCGGCCUCCGGCGAAAACCAACGUCGCUUGUGCUCAGAUUAUUGAAGCUCGAUUCUUCAAAGAGAUGAGGAGCAGAAAGAAGAGAGUACCAGACCAUGAAAUUCACAUACCAGCGGAGUUGUUGACGGAGAUUUUGGCGCGGCUGCCGGUGAAAACCCUAUUAAGAUUUAGGUGCGUUUGCAAACUUUGGUGCUCUCUAAUUGAUUCCCAAGAUUUCAUAGAUAUGCAUCUUAGACUCUUUCAGAACAAUCGUAGCAAAACUCAUCUAUUAGUCAUGGAACACAAAAACCGUGCGAAUGGUGAUGAGCGCAUAUUCACAAUUCGACACGCUGACACGCUGAGGAAAACUGCUCACCUCCAUACUAGUAAUAACUCAUACCGAAUUAUUGCAACCUGUAAUGGGUUGGUGCUGUUAUGGAAGCCUAAUUCUGGUAGAGGGAGUGAUUUGAGGUUGUGGAACCCUUCUAUUCGAAAGUCAUUCUUACUUCCUACUUGUCUUUUUGGGGACGAGUGCAUUCGAAGUUUCAGUGAAUUGCUUUUGGGAUUUUCUCCUUGUUCAAAUGAUUAUAAGUUGGUUGUCUUUAGGUAUAAUGAUGGUUUGGCUCAAGAUGUGUCUAUUGCAGUUUAUUCGCUUCGAAAUCAUAGUUGGAGGGUCAAUGUCAAUAGGAUCAAUGUUCCCUUAUCGUUUAUGAGGGGGUUUCCAACUCAAGGUGACCGUGUUUUCUGUCGAGGGGCUAUUUACUGGAUAGGACGUGAUCCUUACCUACCGGAGGUAAAGGAGAACCAAAAAACUCAUCUUGUGUCUUUUAACUUUGAUUCAGAGGACUUUAUCUCUGUGGAACUACCAGAUGCCGCAGAAGAAGCGUUUAUGAGGUAUAUUUUCCUUGUUGGUGAGUCUGUAGCGGUUUUCAGUGAGUAUCUCAGGAAUAACUGCGUGUGGGUUUUGGAAACGGAUGGUGGAUUUAGAAAGGAUCCAAGGCUUUCAAGAGUUGUACAAUGGGAUUCUGGCAAUGCAUUUCAAGGGAUCUCAAUUUUUCUAGAUUCGAGGCUCCUCUACAAUCAGGAAAGUGAUACAUUUAUCAUACAUGACUCUAACAGAGUGAAUUCUUUUAACCCUACCACUCAUCAAGUACAACGGCUGGGAAAGUCAAUUCGCGGUACACUAACUCUGGAUACUUAUGUCGAGAGCUUGGAGUUGCAUAAAGGGACUCAAGGCCAGUGUUUGACACUCUUCCCAUGACAGAGGAGAUUAGCAGGCAAUGUCCAAUUUUAGAAGAUCACAGGGAACUUCAUUGGUAACUUAACAGGUGAUAGUUUGAUUUUUGAGGGAAGAUCAACUAACAAAUUGGCUGAUGCGAUGGCCAAGAGCUCAAGGAAGAAGCUUAUUUUGUGUAAUCAAUCUUGUAAUUUUCAAUCCCCUUCCCCGGAUUGUAUAAGUAAUAAGUUAUUUGCUAGAAGACUCUUUGAACCUGUCUUUUGGUAGCUGGAACCGAAGGUAUUAUCGCGCCUCUUGUAUUAAGGGACAGAAGCCUUCAGGGCUAAUCCCAACUUGCUAAUUAAUCUACUGUUCUAGUGACAUUGUUGCUUAAGUUAUCAAGUUGGAGCUUUGUAAAUUUUACAGUUUAUGCAUGUUUUCACAUAGGAAGCAAAGCUAUAUGCAUUCGACAUGCUUCAAUCACUUUGGAAGCAAAUGAAUAUUACAAUAACAAUGAUU
This is a messenger RNA of Spinacia oleracea (spinach), 1884 nucleotides long. Its product is annotated as F-box/kelch-repeat protein At3g06240. Gene Ontology annotation, molecular function: protein binding. NCBI's taxonomy places the organism in Eukaryota, Viridiplantae, Streptophyta, Magnoliopsida, Caryophyllales, Amaranthaceae. The transcript has 4 exons. The record is from RefSeq and is a predicted model, not a curated record. The coding region runs from base 1 to 1410 and encodes 469 amino acids.